Molecule: messenger RNA, 2460 nt
Organism: Anisakis simplex (herring worm)
Lineage: Eukaryota; Metazoa; Nematoda; Chromadorea; Rhabditida; Anisakidae
Source: the annotation of a GenBank genome assembly
AUGGCUGCAAAAUUAUUUUUAGGAAAGGAGGCAAAAUAUGCAGAAUGUAUUGAAGAUGAAGGUGAUGUAAGAUACGGCAAUGCUCAGCAAACACUCGUAAAUGAGCCAGAUAUCGCUGUUCAUCAGUCUACAUUCGAUAUAUCCGAUCAUCCCUUCUCUGCCAUCAAUUCUGCUCUUCUUCCCGAUUCAUUUGAUGACGCUAAAGAAAUAUUCGAUCAGUUUGGUUUCCGUAUCGAUGAAGAAUCAAUCGUCGAUCUAUCGAAACCCAUCGAAACAUCACAAGAUCGAAUGCGCUGGAUAGCUCAUAUCGAGUUUGCUCACGAAGAUAUUUCGGAGGAACUGACAUGGUCAAAGGUGGAAAUUGAUCGUUUGAGAAAUGAAAAAACGACCGAAUUACUUCGAAAUAUUGGUAUUCCACAUUCAUUACGUCCAUUUCUUUGGCCACGUUUUUGCGGUGCAACAGCCAAGAAGAAUGCUAGUUCAUUCACUUACGAAAAUGUUGUAAAACAGAGUGAAAAAGAUAAGCCGUCUAUUGGCGCCCAAAUCGAAAAGGAUCUUUUGAGGACGUUACCAAACAAUAUUUGUUUUUGGCAAGAAAAUAGCAAAGGAAUUGAGUCACUUCGCCGACUUCUUCGAUCGGUUGCUUAUAUGUAUCCGGAUAUAGGCUAUUGUCAGGGCAUGGGAGUUAUUGUUGCAUCACUACUCUUAUUUUGCUCGGAAGAAACAACAUUCUGGAUAAUGGCAUCGCUGGUUGAAGACAUCUUUCCGGCGAAUUACUACAGCCGAUCGCUUCUCGGUUUACAGGCUGAUGAACGUGUUGCUCGACAACUGAUGAGUGUUCACCUACCUGAAGUUGAUCGUUUAUUGAAGCAGAACGAUGUUGAAAUGUCGCUGAUCAGUGUCAAUUGGCUACUCACUGCAUUUGCAUCUGUUUUUCCGAUGAAAAUUCUUCUCAGGGUGUGGGACUUCCUUUUCGUCAAUGGAGGUGUCACCAUUUUUCGGAUUAUGAUCUCAAUGAUAAAAAUACGUGAAGAUGAUCUACUGGAAUUGAAUGGAUCUGAGAAUGCAUCUGCCGAUCUCUUCAAUGCAUUAGCUGAAAUUCCAUCUCAUAUAACAGAUGCUGAACAUCUUAUCGAAGUGUGUAUAUCAUUCGAAUUUGCAAUUACACCGGAACUCAUCGAAAGUUCAAGACGUCGACAGCAAGCCGUUUUAUUGGCGGAUCAAGGCCUCAUUAUUGAUCCAAAUAGAAACACCAACCUACCAAAACAAAGAAUCCAACGAAGAAAAUUGGUGCGGUCGAAGAGCCUCGUCCAACAAAUAUUCGCUGUCACAAAAGAGCAGGGUGAAGAGAAUGACCCGAAAAUGAAAAACGUGCGUCAAACGGAACUGAUUGUCGAUUUGCGAGAUGCUGUCUUACAACUUUGUCGGCAUUUCAUCAACUGUGACGAGUCUUUUGCGAGCACAGUGAAUUUGCAGGCGGAUUAUUCUUGUGAAGAGAGUAGCGAUGAGAAGGAAGAAUUCAUUAAAGCGAGGCGACAGGGAUAUCGCAGAGCGCGUGCACUUCUUGAUUUUCAACGGCAAGACGAAGAUGAACUGGGAUUUAUGAAAAACGAUAUUAUCACUGUUAUAUGUGAAAAGGACGAACAUUGUUGGAUUGGUGAGGUGAAUGGUCUAAGGGGCUGGUUCCCUGCCAAAUUUGUCGAGGUGGUCGAUGAACGAGGCAAAAACUACACGGUUUUUGGUGACGAAGCUGUUUGUUCGGAAAUAACCGAACUGGUGCGAGGCCGACUAGCAUCUGCGUUAAAACCAAUUCUAGAGCAUGGCCUGCGUCGAAGUGGAGUGUUGAAUCUCGCAGUUCAUCCGUGGCUUUUUAUUGAGGAGAUAGCAGCUCAUUGUGUGCAAAGUCAUUUCAAUGCAGUUUAUUCACGUCUUACUCUAUGUAAUACAUUCAGUUUAGACCAGGAUGGAAAGGUAUUAACACCAGAAGAAUUGUUCUUCCGAGGAGUGCAACUGAUCAACGAAACACACAACGCUGUCGGUGCACAGAUGGACGUCAAAUUGCGAUCAUUAAUUGCACUUGCAAUCAACGAGCAGUGCCUUCAUUUAUGGUUCGAUUUGUUGUGCAGUCGUCCGGCUGAAAAUAUGAUUCGAGAGAAAUAUUAUCGCUCGUCUGCAUUUAUAAGAUCACCGGUCUGGAAGCAGGUCCGAAGUUUACUCAUUCCAUCAAUCUUACGCUUUCUUAAGUGGCUCCUUGCACAAUUUUGUUUCAAUUUAAAUGUUGAUUUCGAAAUCGCUGGCAUAACAAAGCCACAAAAGAAUGGCAUAACUGUCUCCAAUUCCAGAAAGAAGAGUUUAGCGUUCCUUCGAAGGGAUUCUCAUUCCAAUUCGUUUGAACAACCUCUGAAAGAAGGAGUCCGUGAUAUGCUUAUUAAGCAUCAUUUGUUCAGUUGGGAUUUGUAG